This is a messenger RNA of Oppiella nova, 2947 nucleotides long. Lineage: Eukaryota; Metazoa; Arthropoda; Arachnida; Sarcoptiformes; Oppiidae. The record is from the annotation of a GenBank genome assembly.
ACCAAAUCUUUGGACAAAAGUGAAGUAAAUGUGGAAACUGCGGUCAAAUUUGGUUGGAUUCAAGGAGUUCUUGUCCGAUGUCUGCUCAAUAUAUGGGGAGUUAUGCUAUUUAUGCGGCUGUCUUGGGUGGCCGCCCAGGCAGGCAUUGGUUUAGGAGCUAUGGUUAUCAUAUUGGCCACUGUUGUUACGACUAUCACAUCGAUAUCGAUGUCCGCUAUUUGUACGAAUGGAGAGGUCAGAGGCGGUGGAACUUAUUAUAUGAUUAGUCGGUGUUUAGGACCAGAGUUUGGCGGAGCAAUUGGUGUGAUCUUUGCAUUAGCUAAUGCAGUGGCCGUUGCCAUGUAUUCGGUGGGCUUUGCAGAGGCCUUAAGAGAUUUGCUUCUGGAUAAUGGAAUGUCUGUGAUAAAUGGAGGUCUAAAUGAUAUCAGAAUAUUAAGUUCUUGCGCUGUCUUAGCAAUGCUUGCAAUCGCUUUAAUCGGAACCGAAUGGGAGACUAAGGCUCAAAUAGUUUUGCUGAUAAUUCUAUUGACAGCAAUGGCUGAUUUCCUCAUUGGAUCAGUGAUUCCUCCAAAUAAUGAAAAGAAGUCCAAGGGUUACAUUGGUUGGUCCGGUGAGCUCUUAGUCGAGAACUUUAUGCCCCGAUUCGUCGGCGAAUCCUUUUUCUCCGUGUUUUCGGUGUUCUUUCCGGCGGCCACUGGCAUACUGGCCGGCGCUAACAUAUCCGGAGAUCUUAAAGAUCCGCAACAAAGUAUUCCUCGGGGAACCCUUUUGGCCAUCUUUAUAACGACAAUCAGUUAUCUGUUGUUUCUCUUCAUAUGCGGGGCCACUGUUCUCAGAGAUGCCAAUGGAAUGGAGUCAAUGGUCGCACAAAACCCCCACGAUUUCGUGGAAUUGAUAUCGAAUUGCACUUUAUAUGGGAGCAGUGAUUGCAAGUUUGGUUCAGCAAAUAAUUACCAAAUAAUAGAAUUGGUUUCAGCGUUCGGUCCCCUCAUAUACGCGGGUAUAUUCGCCGCCACCCUAUCCUCAGCUCUGGCCAGUCUAGUGAGCGCUCCUAAAGUAUUUCAGGCUCUCUGUAAAGACAAACUGUUCCCAUAUAUUGAAUAUUUUGGCAAAGGGUUUGGAAAGAACAAUGAGCCGCGAAGGGGUUACAUAUUGACCUUCGCUAUCGCCCUUUCCUGUUGUAUUAUUGGAGAUCUCAAUGCAAUCGCACCCAUUAUUUCAAACUUUUUUUUGGCCGCUUAUUGUCUGAUAAACUUUUCCUGUUUUCACGCGUCAUUUGCUAAGUCCCCGGGUUUUAGACCGGCCUUCAAAUUCUACAAUAUGUGGCUCAGCCUUAUCGGUGCUAUUCUCUGCCUAAUCGUUAUGUUUAUAACACAUUGGUCCACAGCUUUGGGUACUUUUGUCAUUAUAUUAGGCCUAUAUGUUUGGAUUCUCUACAGAAAGCCAGAUGUCAAUUGGGGCUCAUCCACUCAGGCACAGACCUAUUUGAGAGCUUUGCAUUCUGUGUAUCGGCUCAAUUUAGUGCCCGAUCACGUCAAGAAUUUCAGACCUCAAAUUUUGGUACUGACCGGAAAUCCUAUUUCUCGACCACCUCUCGUCGACUUUGCUAAUUGUAUUUCUAAAGGAAUUGGACUUUUAGUGUUCGGACAUGUGAUCGAUGGCCCUAUAUCUCAAAGAGCUCGCAAUUCUCUAAUCCAAAAGUCCAACCAAUGGCUUAUAAAUAGAAAAGUUAAGGGAUUUUAUAAUCUAUUGGAAGAAGAAUCUCUGGCUAAAGGAGUGAAGUCAAUGAUUCAUUCGGUAGGAAUGGGAAAAUUGCGGCCAAAUAUUGUAAUGAUGGGAAUGAAGACUGAUUGGCAGAACUGUGACGAAGGGUUCUUAGAUUACUUCGACACUAUUCAUACUGUGUUUGACAGUCAUUUAGCACUUGUUUUGAUUCGUUUGCCAAAUGGUUUGGAUUACUCGGGUUUCGAGAAGAUUCCAGAGAUGUUAGAAAACACUGGCAAUGGAAUGGUGUCUUCGGCUCCCUAUUUGAACGCCUCGUACAUCGAUGUAAGCAUUGAUGCGUCCAAAGAAGAUAUCACACAAAACGGAAAUCAUUUGUCAGUCUUGAAUGUAUCUCAUCGAGACAGCUUUAGCGACUCGACGCCAUCGACUCCCUGUUCACAACGACAUGAGAUUUCACAACAGCCUUACUCUGUGUCCAACAAUCCUUCCGGAGUGAACGCUACGAAAGAUAUACCCAAAGAUGUAUUACUGGCUGUCAAUCAGUUUCAAAACAAGCAGCAGAAAGGCUUUAUCGACGUCUGGUGGCUGUACGACGACGGAGGACUCACUCUUCUGUUGCCCUAUUUGUUGAGCACAAGAAAGCAGUGGAAAGGAUGCAAACUAAGAGUCUUUACGUUAGCCAACAGGAAGGCUGAGUUGGACACAGAACAGAGGAAUAUGGCCACUCUUCUCAGCAAAUUCAGAAUCGAUUACUCGGAUGUGAUCGUCAUUUCCGAUAUCGUUAAACCCCCGCAAGAGUCCACUAAACAAGAGUUCAAAGAAUUAAUCUCCAAAUGGAGAAUAAAAGACAACGAAAGCAAUAAUUGUGAGACAAUUACUAAUGAAAAUAAUGAUAAAUUGGUUAUAACUGAGUCUGAAUUGGUUGCUCUCAGAGAUAAAAAUAACCGUCAUAUGAGACUUCGGGAACUACUGAACCGCUAUUCUAAAGAGUCUUCGCUUAUUGUAAUGACACUCCCGAUGCCCAGGAAAGGCACCUGUUCUGCGCCUCUAUAUAUGGCAUGGCUUCAGAUGUUAACACAAGAUAUGCCGCCAUUUAUAUUCAUAAGAGGCGAUCAGACAAAUGUUCUCACAUUUUACUCUUAAUUUAUUUUUUAAUCUGAUUUUAAUUUAUUUUAGCCAAUAAUCUUACUCUGCAUUUAUAUCAUAAAUGGUUUUUAGCAAC